AUGAAGCGACUCAGAUUGGCCUGGACUCUCUGCCCAGCCUCUCUCAAGGUCAAAUCAUGGUUGACCACAAGGUACACCAAAGUCGCCCGAAUUUCAUCAGAGAUUACUCUCCUUGUUCUUGAUCUACCUCCACCUCUACCUUCGCCUCCACCUCUACCUUCACCUCCACCUCUACCUCCGCCUUCGCCUCCACCUCCACCUUCGCCUCCACCUCUACCUCCGCCUUUGCCUCCACCUUCACCUCCACCUCCGUCUCCACCUCCACCUUUACCCUCGCCUCCACCUCCACCUUUGCCUCCACCUCCACCUCCACAUUUGCCUCCACCUCUACCGCCACCUUCAUCUCCACCUCUACCUCCACCUUCGCCUCCACCUUCGCCUCCACCUCCACCUCCACAUCCACCUUCGCCUCCACCUCCUCCUUCACCUCCGCCUCCACCUUCACCUCCACCUCUACCCCCACCUUCACCUCCACCUCCACAUCCACCUCCACCUCCGCCUUCGCCUCUACCUCCACCUUUGCCUUCGCCUCCACCACUACCUCUACCUCCACCUCCACCUUCACCUCCACCUUCGCCUCCACCUCUACCUUCACCUCCGCCUCCACCUUCGCCUCCACCUCUACCUCCACCUUCGCCUCCACCUCUACCGCCACCUCUGCCUCCACCUUCGCCUCCACCUUCGCCUCCACCUUCACCUCCAUCUCUACCUCCACCUCCACCUUCUUCUUCGCCUCCACCUCUACUUUCGCCUCCACCUCUACCUCCACCUCCGCCUCCACCUUUGCCUCCACCUCUACCUCCACCUUCGCCUCCACCUCUACCUCCACCUUCGCCUCCACCUCUACCGCCACCUCUGCCUCCACCUUCGCCUCUACCUCCACCUCCACCUCUACCUCCACCUCCACCUUCUUCUUCGUCUCCACCUUCACCUCCACCUCUACCUCCACCUUCGCCUCCACCUCUACCUCCACCUUCGCCUCCACCUCUACCUCCACCUUCGCCUCCACCUCUAACUCCACCUUCAUCUUCACCUCCACCUUCACCUCCACCUCUACCUCCACCUUCGCCUCCACCUCUACCUCCACCUUCGCCUCCACCUCUACCUCCACCUUCGCCUCCACCUCUAACUCCACCUUCGUCUUCGCUUCCACCUCCACCUUCGUCUUCACCUCCACCUCCACCUUCACCUCCACCUCUACCUCCACCUUCGCCUCCACCUCUACCUCCACCUUCGCCUCCACCUCUACCUCCACCUUCUCCGCCACCUCUAACUCCACCUUCGUCUUCGCUUCCACCUCCACCUUCGUCCUCACCUCCACCUCCACCCUCACCUUCACCUCCACCUCCACCUCCACCUCUACCUCCACCUUCGUUUUCAUCUCCACCUCUACCUCCACCUUUGCCUCCACCUCUACCUCCACCUCCAACUUCGCCUUUGCCUCUACCUCCACCUUCGUCUUUGCCUCUACCUCCACCUUCGCCUCCACCUCUACCGCCACCUCUGCCUCCACCUUCGCCUACACCUUCACCUCCACCUCUACCUCCACCUCCACCUUCUUCUUCGUCUCCACCUUCACCUCCACCUCUACCUCCACCUUCGCCUCCACCUCUACCUCCACCUUCGCCUCCACCUCUAACUCCACCUUCGUCUUCGCUUCCACCUCCACCUUCGUCUUCACCUCCACCUCCACCUCCACCUCUACCUUCGCCUCCACCUUCGCCUCCACCUCUAACUCCACCUUCGUCUUCGCUUCCACCUCCACCUUUGUCUUCACCUCCACCUCCACCUUCACCUCCACCUCCACCUCCACCUCUACCUCCACCUUCGUUUUCAUCUCCACCUCUACCUCCACCUUUGCCUCCACCUCUACCUCCACCUCCAACUUCGCCUUCGCUUCCACCUCUACCUCCACCUUCAAACAUGUAUGGAGACAGCACAUGGAGACUUGUAAUCUGUAAUAUGCCCAAGGAAGCUCUGGAGGAGGGACACCUCUUACAUGAGGCUCUGGAGGAGGGACACGUCUUACAUGAAGCUCUGGAGGAGGGACACGUCUUACAUGAGGCUCUGGAGGAGGGACACGUCUUACAUGAGGCUCUGGAGGAGGGACACGUCUUACAUGAAGCUCUGGAGGAAGGACUCCUCUUACAUGAAGCUCUGGAGGAGGGACACCUCUUACAUGAAGCUCUGGAGGAGGGACACCUCUUACAUGAAGCUCUGGAGGAGGGACACGUCUUACAUGAAGCUCUGGAGGAGGGACACCUCUUACAUGAAGCUCUGGAGGAGGGACACGUCUUACAUGAGGCUCUGGAGGAGGGACACCUCUUACAUGAAGCUCUGGAGGGGGGAGACAUCUUACAUGAAGCUCUGGAGGGGGGACACCUCUUACAUGAAGCUCUGGAGGGGGGACACCUCUACAUGAGGCUCUGGAGGAGGGACACCUCUUACAUGAGGCUCUGGAGGAGGGACACGUCUUACAUGAAGCUCUGGAGGAGGGACACGUCUUACAUGAGGCUCUGGAGGAGGGACUCCUCUUACAUGAGGUUCUGGAGGAGGGAUUCCUCUUACAUGAGGUUCUGGAGGAGGGAUUCCUCUUACAUGAGGCUCUGGUUUAACUAG
Salmo salar (Atlantic salmon) is the source of this 2619-nucleotide messenger RNA. Lineage: Eukaryota; Metazoa; Chordata; Actinopteri; Salmoniformes; Salmonidae. The record is from RefSeq and is a predicted model, not a curated record.